Messenger RNA from Molossus molossus (Pallas's mastiff bat), 537 nucleotides. It is a transcript of the gene TNFSF18, whose product is annotated as TNF superfamily member 18. NCBI's taxonomy places the organism in Eukaryota, Metazoa, Chordata, Mammalia, Chiroptera, Molossidae. The transcript is spliced from 3 exons. The record is from RefSeq and is a predicted model, not a curated record. Bases 1 to 537 code for a protein of 178 amino acids. Gene Ontology annotation, molecular function: tumor necrosis factor receptor superfamily binding. Gene Ontology annotation, biological process: T cell proliferation involved in immune response; tumor necrosis factor-mediated signaling pathway.
AUGAGUUCAAGGCACAUGGAGAUUAUGCCUCUACACCAUGCAAGCCCUCCGGGGACACAGAGAUGCUGCUGGAAACCAUGGGUCUUGCCAACAUCAGUUGCCGUGCUUCUAGCCAUCUGCUUCAGCAUCGUGGUGCUCACUGUCCCAUCCCUCAAGAUCAUCAGUGAGCAGCACUGCGUCGCUAAGUUUGGACCAUUACCUUCAAAAUGGAACAUGACAUCUCUUGAGCCUCGUUGUGUGCGUCAGAAAGCUGACUGGAAACUGGAGAUACUUCAGGAUGGCUUGUAUUCGAUUUAUGGCCAAGUGGCACCCAAUAUAACCUACAAAGAAAAAGCUCCUUUUGUGGUGUGGCUACGUAAAAAUAAAGGCAUCCUACAAGCUCUGAAAAACAUCACUGAAAUCCAAAAUGUAGGAGGGACUUAUGAGUUGCAUGCUGGAGAUGUAAUAGAUUUGAUUUUUAAUGAUGACUAUCAAGUUCUAAAGAAUAAUACAUUCUGGGGGAUCUUACUGCUUGCCAAUCCCCAAUUCAUCUUCUAG